AUGUUCCCUCCAUUCGAUUAUUUCUCCUACCGUCGAGUACGGAACCAGAAACAACAGGAACGAACCGCCCGGUUCGCCCUGCUGCCGUUCGACUACCAUAUCCAUAUCACCGCCUCUGACAAGGAGAUCAUCAACAAGCCCAUCCAGGACCUUGUUCAGGGAAUCCAAAGCUCGGCUCUUUCACCCGUCGAUGUUCUCCGCAUCUACGGCAAGGUCGCCGUUCAGGCCCAGAAGCGGACCAACUGCAUCACCGAGAUCCUUCUGCCCGAAGCAGAGUCGUGGGCCAAGUCUGAGGUCAAUCUCAAGGGUCCUUUGGCCGGCAUUCCCAUUUCACUGAAGGAUUCCGUUCAAGUCAAGGGCUUUGAUACAACGUUGGGUUAUUCUGCUUUGGCGGGCAACCCGGCUACCGAAGAUGGCCCGAUGACCAAGCUCCUCAAAGAUGCAGGUGCUGUGCCGUACGCAAAGACUGCUUUGCCCAUCACCUUGCUGUCUUUCGAAUCUGCCAAUGGGCUGUGGGGUCCCUGUCGCAACCCCCAUGUUCCCGCGUACUCCCCUGGUGGCUCCACUGGUGGCGAGGGCGCUUUGUUGGCCCUUGGUGGUCGUAUCGGCAUUGGUUCGGAUGUUGCAGGCUCGGUGCGUGUGCCUGCUGCAUGGAGUGGAAUCUACUCGCUUCGCUGCAGCACGGGUCGCUGGCCCAAGGUCGGUGUCAAUACCAGCAUGCCUGGUCAGGAGGGUAUUCCCAGUGUGUUCAGCCCGAUGGCUCGCACACUGAACGACCUCACGUACUUCACCCGCGCCAUUAUCGGCAUGCAGCCAUGGAAGUAUGAUUAUUCUGUGCAUCCCAUCUCCUGGCGCGAGGAAUUGGAAGUCGAGGCGCAGACCAAAUCCCUGCGCAUUGGAUUGAUGAGCAGCGAUGGUGUCGUGCCCCCCACUCCGGCCAUUGAGCGUGCCGUUUCCACCACUGUCGCCGCACUCACCGAGGCCGGUCACACUGUGACAGAGAUCUCCCCACCCGCUAAUGCUAACCCAUUUACCGGCCUUAACCUGGCAUCCCAGCUUCUCAACUCGGACGGCUGCCAUCACUUCGAAUCCAAGCUGCGCAGUUUCGAGCCCUCUGACCCCGGUGCCAACCAACUUUCACGCAUCGCUCACCUGCCUCGUCCCCUUCGUUACCUUUACUAUCUGUACGUGCGGUACAUCCGGCGCGACACUGUCCUGGCCACUUUGAUCCGCGACUUCGGCCCCAAGUCUUCCGCCGAGCUGUGGCCACUGGUGGCCCAGCGUGAAGCCUUCCGCGCUACCUGGCAUAAGUGGUGGGACGCCGAGCCCCAGCGAUUCGACUUCAUCCUGUGCCCCGUCAAUGCCACCCCGGCCCUGCCGCACAAGGCGAUGCACGAUGCGGUCUCCUCCUGCGGAUACACUUUCCUCUGGAACUUACUGGACUACUCCGCUGGUGUACUGCCCGUAGGCCAUGUUGAUUCCAUCCGCGAUGCCCUUGUGGCUCCCUACAAAUCCGUCUUGAAGCGUCUGGGCUGCGACCAUGCAAUCGCACGCGGCGCCUGGAAGCACUAUGACUCGGCCAAGAUGGCGGGUCUGCCUACCGCGGUGCAGGUGGUGGGCCGUCGCUGGCAUGAAGAGCAGGUCCUGGGGUACAUGGUGGUUGUGGAAAAGGCGCUGGCCCAGUACCGGGACCCCCUGACUGGGGAAAGCAGCCAAUAUACCCUGUUGGAGCUGGACUGA
Messenger RNA from Penicillium alfredii, 1740 nucleotides. RefSeq names its product putative acetamidase. Bases 1 to 1740 code for a protein of 579 amino acids. The record is from RefSeq and is a predicted model, not a curated record. The transcript has 4 exons. Lineage: Eukaryota; Fungi; Ascomycota; Eurotiomycetes; Eurotiales; Aspergillaceae.